This is a messenger RNA of Colletotrichum phormii, 510 nucleotides long. RefSeq lists its product as uncharacterized. The record is from RefSeq and is a predicted model, not a curated record. NCBI's taxonomy places the organism in Eukaryota, Fungi, Ascomycota, Sordariomycetes, Glomerellales, Glomerellaceae. The coding region runs from base 1 to 510 and encodes 169 amino acids. Gene Ontology annotation, molecular function: heme binding; monooxygenase activity; oxidoreductase activity, acting on paired donors, with incorporation or reduction of molecular oxygen. The transcript is spliced from 4 exons.
AUGUCUUUUCCAACCCUGCUUCUUACUCCUUUUCAAGUGCUUUCGAGCCACUGGCUCUCAGCCUGCCUAUUUUUUUUUAUUCGUGGUGUCUGUCGUCGGUAUGCUCCCAGCCUCAGGAAUAUCCCUGCAGUCAACUUCCUUGCAACUGUGAAUCGUUGGAACAAGGUCCUCCAAGUGUUGUCAACUCACGCUCAGAGGAACUUGUUAGAAGCACAUAGGAAGCUUGCUAAUCAAUAUCCGGCAGCUAUCCCCAUCAUCUUUGACAACGAACAGAGAUUCGUCAAGACAGACUGGUAUUACAUGUUUGGGUUUCCAACACCAGACGACGCCAACCUCUUCUCGGUAAUCGAUGCAGUCGAACAUAAGCGCCUGAAGCGCAAUGUCGCCUCAGCCUUCUCCAUGUCUGCAACCUCCACGAAACAUCUCUCCAGCUUGGCACGGGCUGUUAGUGCCAUGCUAAGGAGGGGCCCCAGUCCCCGCGGUUUGCCGCUGCGCGCUGGGGUGGAUUAG